AUAACCGUAAUAUGUAUGCGUUUCACCUUGAAUAAUAAAAAUUACAGAUAAAACGAAUUUACGUUUUGAUAAAACUUACGUUGAAGUAAAAGUGUGGAGGCAGAUGAAUACGUUCGAGUGCCAAAGUUCCGCAGCCAAUCCACCGAAGUCUGGUAACAAAAUGACGACGAUGUUACUAUCACUACCAGAGUUUUACGCAUCUUACAAGAAAUGGAUUGCUGAAAAUCCAAUCAAAGCAAGCGAUUACGAAGUUACUAUCAAGUGGAUAUCAUAUUUUGUUGCUGGUCGUAUCAACAACUCACACAUUGUCUCCGAACUUGUCUAUUGUCUAUCCAAUCUUCUAGUCCUAUUCAAUGAUAGGAUCAUAAGAAGUGAGAAAAAUUUAGAGCUUCCCUGCUCAGGAGAUACACUAAAAGUCUGGCUGACUGUUUUGGAAUAUUGUGAAGUCCUGCUGGAGUUAACAGCCAGACAAGUUUGGGGAACAAGAGGAAAAUGGUUAAUUGUUGUGUCAAUUCAAGUUUUCAAAUGCAUAUCAAGAUUACUCCUGGUUUGCAAACACAAAGAAACCAUCAUUCAACAUCCUCCUGUUCAGGUUUUAAUGCGCAAACAAAUUAUGAUCCCACAAGCAACAGAAACAGCUGCUGCUGAAGUGGCACAAGCCCAAAUGGAUUCAGUAUCAUUUAAUUUGAAGAGAUCAGGUAAAAUUAUAAGGAAAGUUGAUGCAUCACCGCCGAUACACGUGAGAAAUUGGCGAUCAUUGCACAGGACACAAUUUGAUAAUGAACAGACAAUCGAACAAGCACUGGCAGGUCAACAACUAAUCGCAGAAACAUUAUACAUUGUUAAACCAAUCGCACAUCUAUGUGCGCUUGGUUGUUUCGGCGAUAAAUCAUGGAAACCAUUUUUAUUAAGCUUAUUAAUUGAUCUCGGCAGUAUACAAUUGUAUAAAAAAGGUGAUAAAAGACUCACCAGCAAGCAGAAAAUGGAAGUGUCACGUCGAUAUAUUGGUCUUCUGUUGUAUUUACUGCGUUCACCGUUCUACGACCGUUACAGUCGUCGUCGCAUCGCCGCCAUUUUGAAUUCGUUGAGUAAAAACGUUCCAUUCGCGAAUAUUAUUUGCUUACCACUGAUAAAAUACGUGCCAUUUUGGCAAAGUAAUUACUUCUACAUGUGGUCGACAUAAACAGGUAUGGUAUACAAUAGUUUGGUUAUAUUUUGUACAGGUAUCGAUGAAUUCUAGUUUAAUUUCUGUUUUUUUUGGUGAUGAAUAAAUUUUUAUAUCUGGA
Dalotia coriaria is the source of this 1286-nucleotide messenger RNA. It is a transcript of the gene Pex16, whose product is annotated as peroxin 16. The transcript has 4 exons. Lineage: Eukaryota; Metazoa; Arthropoda; Insecta; Coleoptera; Staphylinidae. Gene Ontology annotation, cellular component: peroxisomal membrane. The record is from RefSeq and is a predicted model, not a curated record. Gene Ontology annotation, biological process: peroxisome organization. Bases 104 to 1183 code for a protein of 359 amino acids.